Messenger RNA from Formica exsecta, 501 nucleotides. Its product is annotated as facilitated trehalose transporter Tret1-like. The record is from RefSeq and is a predicted model, not a curated record. Gene Ontology annotation, cellular component: membrane. The coding region runs from base 1 to 501 and encodes 166 amino acids. NCBI's taxonomy places the organism in Eukaryota, Metazoa, Arthropoda, Insecta, Hymenoptera, Formicidae. Gene Ontology annotation, molecular function: transmembrane transporter activity. The transcript has a single exon. Gene Ontology annotation, biological process: transmembrane transport.
AUGACCUCGGAGUUGUAUCCGUUAAGAUUCAGGGGCAGCUUGGGCGGUCUUACGACCAGCAUCGUGCAAAUACUGACGUUCGCCACAAUAAAAAUGUAUCCGGAUCUAAAUACAAUUGUCGGUCUGGAGAUUACGAUGUGGAUAUUCGGCGCGGCCGGUCUAUUAGGUGCAAUCUUCGCCCUAACGAUAUUGCCGGAGACUCGAGGACGUAGUCUCGACGAUAUCGAAAUGAAGUUCUCCCGCAAGUCGAAUAGCUCAACAAACGCUUGCAAGGCUUUUUCCAACGUGUGGUCGCAGCCGAAGAACAUUACCCUCAAGCGAUUCGUAUCGAUCUCGGAGGACAAGCAAUCGAAUAUCGUCACGAACGCGUAUACUUACGACAACUUCUGUCUGGAGUUGUCGCCAGAAAAUCUGGAAAAAAAUACCAAAAUCCUCGAGAAAGAACCAACUCAGGAUCAACGAGUUGUAACCAGUAUCGCAAUCGAACACGCGUAUAUUUAA